Molecule: messenger RNA, 4504 nt
Organism: Portunus trituberculatus (swimming crab)
Lineage: Eukaryota; Metazoa; Arthropoda; Malacostraca; Decapoda; Portunidae
Product: mucin-4-like
Exons: 17
Coding region: 522-3800 (1092 amino acids)
Biological process (GO): synaptic signaling
Cellular component (GO): plasma membrane
Molecular function (GO): protein binding
Source: RefSeq, a predicted model, not a curated record
UCUGUACCAAACACUGAGUGAGGUGAAGGGGGAGGUGGAGGAGGUGAUUGCCACAGGGCGGAGGAUGGUGAAGGAGGGAGAGUGUGGUGACCCAGGUGACCUUACUUCAAGACUGGAUCAGGUCAAAGCUCUCUACAACCAGCUUGGGGGUGCAGUGACGGAACACCGAGGGGCAUUGGAGAAGGCCCUGCGGAACACCAGAAAGAUCACAAAAGACUGCCAACAACUGGAGGAGUGGCUUGGUGGGACAGAGGCGGAACUGGACCAGAGAGAGGCAGACAUCCACUGUAGGAAUGUUCAGGCGGACCUCCACUUUGUACAGCACGCCCUUGAGGACUUGGCCAGACGCAAACCACUGCUCGCGGGGGUGCGGGAGGGGGUGGGGGGGCUGGUGAGGGAGGCCGGCCCCCCCCCUGGAGGAGAGGGUGGGUGACCUGACCUUGACCUGGGAGAGAGUUACCACGAGGCUCACAAACCGACUCGCUCAUUUGCAGAGUGAGCAAGCACUGAAGGAGGGGGAGAUGGAGGCCUUCAUUAUUGGCCUUGGGGAGGUGAAAGGGGGGCUGGAGGGGGCUGAGUCACAGCUUAGGGCCCUCCCCAGCCUGCCCCAGGAACAGCAACUGAGGGUCUUAAAGCUGGUGCAGGGUGAGUCACAACAGUUGAGGUCCCAGCUGGAGGAGAUUAGGGCCUCCUCAGAGUCCCUCACCUCCCAGGGCGUCCUCCAGCAGGAUCGAGUGGACCCUGAGCUGCAGGACCUGGCCCGACGCUGUGACACCAUCACCCACACCCUGCAGCGUUUGCAUGGUAAGGAGACCACCACCAUCACCACCACUACCACCACCACCACCUCCACCUCAUCCACAAGCGAAAAUCCACUCAAAUCCACAUCUGAGCCACAAAAAACAGAUGUGGAAGAGGUGGAAGGAACUGUAUCCACUAAUUUCACUUGCCAGUAUACCCAAUCCACCUCGCUAUCCACUUUAUCCACCUCGCAGUCCACCAGCCACUCCACCUCGGACAAGUGGGUGGAGGAGGUGGUGAAGCCGUUAGUAUCCCAUAAUCUGGUGGAUGAAAAAGUGGAAGCAAGCAUGUUUUCAUCCACCGAGAGUUCUGUUUGGGGUGAAAGUGGACUUGGGGACAGCGUAGUGCGGAUCGCGGUGGAGGAGGAGAAGCCUUGCACUCCAUCCACCUCCACGCCGACCAAGGUGGAGGAGAGUGACAGUGGAGGAGGAAGUGGAGGAGGAAAGAGAUUGAAUUUAGUGGAAGUGGAGGAAGUGAAAAUGAUAAUAUCUCAUUUAUCCUUCAAUAUUCCCUCCACCUGCUCCACUUUAGAGCGUCCUGCGGGGGGGAAGGAGGAGGAGGAGGAGGUGGAGGAGGUGGAGGAGGAGGAGGAGGAGGGGGGGCUGGAUGACCUUAUCGCAGGCCUGCAGGAGGUGGCAAAAAGUGGAGGACGCCUGAAAUCGUCCAGUAUUCUUCCACAUCCUAGACCAGAUGAAGAUGACCUUGAAUCUUUGACCUCCUUGGAUACUGACAUGGCGCCCGCUUCUGAGGCCAGCCGUGACCUUGAGGCGACCUUUUCUGACCUUGAGUCCAUUUCUGAGAGCGUGGCGUCCUCUAAAGGCCCAUGUGGAGCGGUGGAGGCGGUGGAGGAGGAAGGAACAGUGGAGAGAUCAGCAUUCAUACCUCAGAUAGCUAUCAGCGAGCCUAUCCACAUGUCUGUCGUUAACGCCUCUCCACUCGCUCCUCCACCUACCCAGAAUGCCGUGCCCCUGGUGGAUGGUGCCCCAGGGAAGCCCGCAUCAGGUGGAGCAGGGAGGAGUGGUGUGGAGUUACCGGUGGAGGCGUUACAGGCGAUGAUAGCGGAGUUAGAAGAAGUUCUUAGUGAAGCGAGUAGUAGUGAUGGUGGUGGUGAUGGUGGUGGUGACGAUGGUGGUGGUGGUGGUGAGUCAGAAGCACCACCACACUCACCACAAUCACCUAAGUCAACACCCCUUAUAACACCACAACACACUUCCACCACAACCACAACCACUACCACCACACCCCAGCCAGGGCCACCCUCCAUAGACACCCCAGACAACCCGAGCACCCCAGUGGCACCCUCACACACCCCUGCAGCACCCCAGGACACCCCAAACACCCCUGGACAAGACCCCAUUGAGUUUACUAUACAAGAAAUCCACGUGGCAGAAGUAGAAUUUGCGAGAGGGAUCUUAGAAAACCAUACCACACUUUCUCCACCCUCUCCACCGCGCGCCACAGCCACCACCACCACCGCCACAGUCCAGGAUGACACAUACACCCUUGGAGACACCCACCGAGGCGCCCACUCCCCCGGGGGACCUCAGAGGGUAUCAAUACAGUCCUCUGAAGUGGUGCAAAGAAUGACUCUCGUGGCCUCGUCUGAAAAUCGUUUACCUGAAGUACAGAGAGCGGUUAGAGUGACUUUGAUCUCCCAGCCAGGGUCAGUGGAGGCUCUGGGGGAGGUGGAGGAGGUGGAGGAGGAGGUGGAGGUGGAGGAGGAAGAGGAGCAAGUGGAUAAGGAAGAGGAGGCGUCGAUGCACGUGGAGUUUGUGGAUUUAGAGAAGCAGGAGGAGAUGACUGGAAGCAAAAUUACUACUACUACUAUUACUACUACUACUGCUACUACUACUACUGGACCACCACCAGAAAAGGAUGAGGUGGAGGAUUACUUGCGAGAGGUCAGCCUAAUGUCGGACAAGGUCACAGCACUCACAGCCCAGGCCCGCACACCCCCGCCACACCCCACAGCCCGCCACAGACUGGAGGCAGUGGAGGGGGCGGUGGUGGCGGUGGAGCCUGAUGUAGCGACCUUAAUCUCCCAGGGCGACACACUGACCUUGGAAACUCAUAUGGUGGAUGUCCAACGCGCUCACAACAUCAGAGUGGCUGUCAAUGACCUUAGGGCGCAGUGGUCGGCCCUUAAGGGACUCGUGGAGGAAAGCAAGACCACCACCACCACCACCACCACCACCACCACCACCACCGCCCUGCUGGCCACCAUAGGGCAGCUGCGUGAGGGCGUGGCGGCCACAGCGAGGGUGCUGGGGGCGCCAACCCUCACCUCCCCCACCCCCUACCACAACCUCAAGGCACAGGAGGAGGAGCUCAAGAGGGUGAAGGAGCAGCUGGCAGAACUCAAGCCUCAGGUGGAUGAAGUGGAGGAGGAGCGAAGGAGACUAAGUGGAGGAGGGGUGGAAGAGGAGGCUGUGCGGAAGGCUGGAGACAAGCUGAGGGAGGAGUGGGCUCAGGUGAACCGCAGCCAGACGGACAAACACGGGCGAUGGGUGGAGUGCUCUGAGAAGUGGAUGAGCCUGCACAAGAUGGUGGAUGAAUUCUCUGUGUGGAUAGGUGGAGCAGAGGAGCGGAUCAGGGAGACGGCUGGACGUACGGACAGACAGACACUGGUGGAAGCAAAGUCCACACAGAAGGAGAUGGAGAAGCAAGUCACUUUAAAGCAUAGACCCAGCCAGGCGGUUCAGGCGUUGGGCCGGGAGGUGGUGGAAGGCCUGCCAGUGGAAGAAGGGCGGAAGAUCCAGGAGAAAGUGGAUGGACUUGUGAAGAGGUGGAAGGCUCUGCUGGUGGACCUUGCUGCGAGGAGGGAGAGAAUAGCAGAGGAGGAAAGUGGAAGACAAGAAGAAGUGGAAGAGGAGGAGAAGAAGAAGAAGAAGACGACGACGAAGGAGGAGGAGGACGUGGAGGAGGUGAAAAUGGAGACAAAGGUGGAGAAACAAGUAUUCUCCACCUACUCCUCUCCUCCACCUCCUCCACCUUGCUAACAGGUGGAAUAAGUGAAUAUGACUCCUUGGAGACGUGGGUGGAUCAGGUGGAGGCGUUGAUGGCCGCCCCUGUGAAUGUGACGGAUGAGGCCUCCUUAUCCGCCCACUCCACUAUGGUGCUAAACCACCUUCAGGAGUUGGCCAGCAAACAAUUAGCAAUGAAGAAGCUGAAGGAAGGAAGAGUCAAGCCUUCCUCUCCCUCUCUCUCACAGCUCACCUCUCUACAGGCACGGAUUAACAAGAUCUCACAAACCCUUCCAGUUUAUAAAGAAAAGGUGGAGACUAAGCUUGGGGUCAUUAAAACGCUGUGCCUGGAAGUGGAGGAGGUGUACCGGUGGACCGAGGAGAUGAGGGUGAAGAUAGCGCUCCGCCGGAUGGACCAGGUGGAGGUCAGGUCAGCUGGGGUCACACUAAGGGAGAAAGAAGCAAUGUUUGAAAACCUGGACACAACUUUUUGGGUGUUGGCACAAGAGGUUGAAGGGAAGGGCCUCUCUGUCUCUCUGGCACUGAAGAAUCGGAUAUCCACUAUUGAAGAGAGAUUGAAAACUAUGGAAAUUCAAUUAAAAGACGCUGCCGCCGCCCCCCCCGCGCCCCCCCCGGCCGAGGAGGGGUGCAGGAAAGCCGGGGGGAGCAGGGGGCAAGACAGGGAGCGCCGCCCCCCACUGUAGGGUCAACUGUUACUCCAAAUGUGACUUCUGUGAUCA